Molecule: messenger RNA, 723 nt
Organism: Arctia plantaginis
Lineage: Eukaryota; Metazoa; Arthropoda; Insecta; Lepidoptera; Erebidae
Source: the annotation of a GenBank genome assembly
AUGUUUGAGUUAAGACAUGAAAUUGAGUUAUUUUUGGUCGAGCAGGGACACGAUGAGUACAAACAGAUGCUGACUGACUCUUUGUGGGUGCAAAAAUUGGCUUACUUGUCAGAUAUCUUCACAAAAUUAAAUGAGUUGAAUUUGGGACUACAAGGCCGUGAUACAACCAUAUUCACUAUGCAGGAGAAAGUUGAGUCCACUAUAAACAAACUAUCCCUCUGGACAUCUUUGAUUGACAAGUGUAAAUAUGACCAGUUGCCGAAUCUUAAACUUUUUUUGGAUACAACUUCUUCGACAGUAAAUGAAGAUUUAAAAUCGGACAGAAAAUGCCACUUGCAAAAUCUGUCGGCGGCUUUACGUAGUUACUUCCCAGAAAUAUCGCCGCAAUGGAACUGGGUAAACAAUCCUUUCGCGAACCAUUCCGUCGACCACCUACUCAUCUCUGAUCAAGAGGAAUUAAUAGACAUCUCAUGCAACAGCAGACUCAAGAGUUGUUUUGCAGAGCAAUCACUGGGUGACUUUUGGGCUAAUUUAAAAGAUAUUUAUCAUAUCAGCGAAUCAGCAAUAAAAUAUUUACUACCAUUUUGCACAACCUACCUUUGCGAAAGCCGAUUUUCGGCCAUGACGAACUUAAAAACUAAACAUCGUCACAGACUUCAACUUGAAGACGAUUUAAGACUGAAGCUGACUGAAGGACAACCAGAUUUUCAAGAGCUGUGCUAA